UAGCUAUUCUACAGAGGCUGUGGAUUUUGAAAGUGCACAUCACUUGCAUCCAGUGUACGACUCACCAAGGAUGUCACGACGCAGAUUGCGUCCUGUUAGCACAGAGUAUUAUUCUGCAGAGAGUAUGCACAAUGAGAGCAUUGGCAGCAACCAUUCUUUCACUGGAAGUGUCUUGUCCUAUAAGGAACUGUCAUCAAGAGGCACAAAACAGCAGCAACAUAAACACUCAAGUGCAAGCAAGCAAACUGUUUCUGUAUCUCAUACUCCAAGAAAAGCCAAGAGUGAGUCCUCUGUGUCUAGUCAGAGCAGUAUCCUCUGUUGUGGGACUGACACAUCGAUCUUGUCCACGGUACUGGACGAGUCUUCGAUUCGAGAAAGAACAGAGUUGGGCCAUUUCUGGGGUCUAGAUGAUGAGGAUGGAGAUGUCAAAGGAGGAAGUACAACUUUUCUCCAAGCAAAUGGGGACAUAGUAUCAGGGGGAAUGCAGACAGCCAUAUUUAAUGGUUACACUUGUAAUGACUGCAGCAUCCUUUCUGAACGAAAAGAUGUUCUCACUGCAUACUGUCCCUCCCAUGCACCCUCUUCAACUGUGUAUUCCAGGAGCAGAAACAAGAAAGACAAGUCAAGAGUGCAGUUAUUCAUGAAUCAUACAGUCCACAUGACAAAAUAUGUUGUGUCAACUGCAGUCGCAUGGUUUUUACAACUUUUUCAAACACUUUUGUUGAAGACUGGUUUUUACUCCAAAGCCCAUUCAAGUUACUGUGGAAGAAUGAAUGUAAAAGAGUUGAUUACUGGGGAUGGACACCUGAAUAUAAAUGGGGAAUCUUUGUGUGAUGACUGUAAGGGGAUGAAACACGAUACAUAUAAAUCCACUGAGGUGGGGUCCGCAAAGUACACGAAGUUUACACAAGUCACGCGGACCAUCUGGCUGGUCAUUGCUUAUGCAGGCUCUUUGUUGCUGCAAGUGAUGCAGGCUGCUGGUGCUGUUGCCUGGUUUGUAUCCAGGAAGGUCUUAUCUAUUCUGUGGUUGGCCAUUGUAUCUCCAGGAAAGGCUGCUUCUGGAGCUUUCUGGUGGCUUGGGACUGGAUGGUACCAGCUAAUCACUUUAAUGUCCCUCCUUGAUGUAUUUUUGCUCACAAGGUGUCUACCCAGAUUGUUCAGAUGGUUAUUCCUGUUGAUCCCAUUUCUCCUUUUAUUUGUUGGUCUCUGGUACUUGGGUCCAGCAGGCUUGUGGUCACUAUUGCCAGUCUUCAAUGGGACUGCAGUACAGCGUUCAAAAGAAACUGUACCAACUGUCCAAACAAAUGGGGAGACUCCUGGUUCACUGCCACUUCCACGGAGUACUGGGCAUCCAUUCGAUUGGAGUCGUGUGACAGAGUUGGAAAAGCAGGUUAUUGUACUUAAUGACCAGUGUUCUCAGAGCUCCCUUGCUUCAGACCAGCGUUAUAAUCAGCUUGCCAGUUUGUUACAGAAACUGCAAGAAAAGGUGGAGAAGAUGAACGAUGAAGCACUCGUGGUCCUUACCAGAAAAUUAAUCAGCCAGCACUCUCAUAUGCAACAAAAAGAAGUGAAACCGGAAGGAACUGAUCAUCUCCAGGAAGUUUACAAAGAGGUUGAAACUGCAAAGACGAACACUCUGAGCAAUAAAAAUGAAGAACAGUACCAGCACCUCAUGACUGAACUCCAGAGACUGGAUAUGGAAUUGUCCACAGUCAAAUCAGAAUUGUCAAGCAUGCAGGAACUGAAGACAUCUUGUGCAAAAAUAGACGGGUUACAAGGAAGUGUUGACAAUCGGGUCAGAGAAUUGGUCAAUUUGCUGAUUUUUGGAACCAGACAAACUUCAAACGCGUCUUUCAAGGACUGGCUGUUCUCCCAGUUUGCCAGCCAAACUGAACUCCAGAUCCUAUUAAAAGAUUUGGAAAUGAAAAUCCUGAAAAAUCUCUCCCAACAUUGGAUUGAAACAAAAAAGCUGCCAGAUGCACAAGUAGCUGCAUGUGCAGUCACUAAUGCUGGGUUAAGUGGCAUUUCAGAGGAGCAAGUGCAUAUCAUUGUGAACAACGCUUUGAAACUGUACAAUGAAGAUAAAACUGGAAUGGUGGAUUUUGCUUUGGAAUCUGGAGGUGGUAGCAUCUUGAGCACUCGUUGUUCUGAAACCUAUGAAACUGCAACAGCUGUGAUGAGUCUCUUUGGAAUUCCACUUUGGUAUUUCUCGCAAUCUCCUAGAGUGGUAAUUCAGCCAGAUGUUUACCCUGGAAACUGCUGGGCAUUCAAAGGAUCCCAGGGAUAUCUGGUUAUUCGCCUUUCUGUGGAGAUUUAUCCUUCAGCUUUCACCUUGGAGCAUGUACCAAAGUCUCUCUCUCCAGCAGGCAAUAUUAGCAGUGCUCCAAAGGACUUCAGUGUUUACGGUCUUGAUGAUGAGUACCAAGAAGAAGGUGCAAAUUUUGGCACAUACACAUACAACCAAGAUGGAGAAGCGAUACAGACUUUCCUUGUCAGGAAUGAAAGCUUGAAAAGCUACCAAAUAGUUGAACUCCGGAUAUUCUCCAACUGGGGUCACCCAGAGUACACUUGUCUCUACCGGUUCAGAGUGCACGGCAACCCUAGAAAACAAUGAAUCAUGGACUGUACUAAUAUUGUAAAAAUUGUAAAUACUGGAAGAACUGGGAAUAAUUCUGGACACUGGAAUUUGUUCUUAGAUUGUGGCAUGAAUAACGUACUGCUGAAUUGCCUACUAUCAGAUGCUUUAAGAACACUGCCUACUGAUUGGUUAAUGGCUUUCUCAUGGUUUUUAGAGAACCUUUUGUCUUGUUUUUAUUUUGGUAAAUGUCUGGUGUUUGUUUUGCACAACAAGAAUACUGACUGCCUUUCCACUUGGAAAAAAUGGAAAGAAAUUGAUGUACAGACUAUUUUAUUGGAUAUUGGAUAAUGUUUAUUUGUAUAUUGCACAACAGUCCUCAUAUUGUAAAGAGAAUACUUCAAAAUAUAAGCUUAUAUUAACCGAUAUAAUCCAUAUAUUUAAAUAUUGACAUUAAACCUGUGGCCUGUGUAGAAAGAAUACGAAUAUGAAAUGCACUCAUAUUUCAAACUAUGAUAUAAAACAAAACAAGGCAUAUUUCCUCCUGUAAAGCAAAAUUAGGGAUUUUGGGGAAGGGACUUUGUGAAUAACUAUUUAUUUUUCAAGAGUAACAUAGGACUUUGUGCAAUGUAUUUUUGUAAAUUUUUCACGCUGUCUUGAAGUGUUUUUAUUUCCUUGGAUGUUACAGAAUUGGACAAAGCUAUUCAGAUGUUUAAAUAAAGAAUUUAAUUUUU
Messenger RNA from Rhincodon typus (whale shark), 3309 nucleotides. It is a transcript of the gene sun1b, whose product is annotated as Sad1 and UNC84 domain containing 1b. Lineage: Eukaryota; Metazoa; Chordata; Chondrichthyes; Orectolobiformes; Rhincodontidae. Gene Ontology annotation, cellular component: meiotic nuclear membrane microtubule tethering complex; nuclear envelope. Gene Ontology annotation, biological process: nuclear envelope organization. Gene Ontology annotation, molecular function: protein-membrane adaptor activity. The transcript has 20 exons. The record is from RefSeq and is a predicted model, not a curated record. The coding region runs from base 71 to 2614 and encodes 847 amino acids.